Molecule: messenger RNA, 2986 nt
Organism: Phalaenopsis equestris
Lineage: Eukaryota; Viridiplantae; Streptophyta; Magnoliopsida; Asparagales; Orchidaceae
Source: RefSeq, a predicted model, not a curated record
CGGCAAUCCUUUUUCUAUAUUCUCCGUCCUCUUCUUCCCCAGAAUCCAUGAAUGGGGACCAGCGUCAAUGCUAGGGUUUUAUCAAUUAACGAAAUCGAACUACGUAAGUCACUCGAAUAAUCCUCACUUUCCAUCACCCACACUUGUUCAGGCCGCCAGCAAAAUUCUUCGCAGAGCUGAAGAAACCCCAAUCGACCCGUUUCUAAUCUAGGUUUUCCAGCCGAUAACCUACAAACACUGCUAAUACGAAGCAGCUGCAUUCAUUCGGGGUUAGGGAUAUUUUGAUUCCUUUUCUCCUUUGAAGAAGUGACGAUUUUUGAUAACAGGUUAAGGCGCAUGAACUUUACCUUGGGUUUCUGUCAUUGUUGAUUUCUUUAAUUCGUAGAGCUUCUGAAUAAUGUGUAUGCUUUGUGUGGUACAGAGGUGGUCUCGACGGGUCGCAACCAUGCUACCUUGGUGUGUGAUCCCGUUUAUUGUCCUAUGGGUUCUCUCACAGCACCUACCACCGGCCCUGCGAUUUGAGAUAACAUCACCACAGCUUGCCUCUGUGUCAGUCCUCCUUGCUUCUCGCUUGUGGUAUGAGGUCUUAAUGCCUCAACUUUCCAGUUGGCGGGAUCGCCGUGCUGCCCGCCUCCGUGAGAGACGUCGCACUGAGGCUCUCGAGCUUCUGAAACGCCGUAAAUCAGCUACUCUUCACUGUCGGAAUUGCCACAUGCCUUACCGCAACCAGACCCCUGGUGGUGGCCGUUUCAUGUGUUCAUAUUGCGGUCAUAUAUCCAGAAAACCAAUGCUUGACCUUCCCGGUCCAACAGCAGGUCCCGGAAUGAUUACUGAUCUUGUUGGAAAGCAUGGUUGGUUAUGUGAAGCUGAUGGAAAUUGCAGUUUUGUAGGUUCCGUUCCAAAGCACUGGACUGGAAGUGAUCAUCGGUGCUCAGCAGAGAGAUCUUAUUCUGGGGUGAUGACGUUUUCCUGCAAGCUGCUUUCUUUUUUUUUUCUCACUAGGAGGUGGCUUUGUGGUAAGUUUUUCAGGCUUGGUUCCUCAAAGAAAGAUAGGUCUUCUGAUUUAGAUCAUAGAGUGUCACCAAAGAAAGGGGAGUUUUUUGGUAAUUUCCAGGAGAGUAGAGGGGAGAAAGCUAGAAGGAAGGCAGAGGAGAAGAGGCAGGCUAGGUUGGAGAAGGAAAUACUGGAAGAGGAAGACAGGAAGCAGAAAGAAGAGGUUGCAAGGCUAGUGGAGGAGAGGAGGAAACUUCGUGUUGAAAAAAUAGUUGCCGAGAAGGAUCGUUCAAAGGGGUUAACUCUUGACGGGGAUAGAGAUGGUCGGAAGGAAAUUGAUAGGAGGAGAGACCGAGGGAAAGACAAGGACAAAGCAUCUUGCAAGAGCAAUUCUGAUGGCGAAGAGCUUGAAAAGAGGGCCAGCAAGCAAAAUGGCAGGAAAAAUGAGUUUUUGAAGAAGGGUGAGAACGAAAGGUUUGAUCUGCAGAAGAGCAUGGGAGAUAAUUAUAAAUCACAAGCUUUGCAUAGUGUUUAUGGAAGUAAGGUCAUGGUGAAUUAGCCCAGAUAUUUCGACGGCAUGAAAGGUAAUUCCUUAUCUUCUUCUAGAGGCUUUGAUGGCUCAUCCUUCUUUGGAAGAAAUGCGCAGAAAUCUGCUGCUGUUUGCAAGUCUUUUAAGCCUGCCACAGGGUUUGUAGAUAAUGCUCAAAAUGCUGUAAAAAGAAGAGACGCUCACCCUGUGGCAUGUGCUGUUGGUAAAUCUGCUUCCAGUGCUGGUGAAAAUGCUUAUGAGGCUAAAUUAAGUCAAACCGCAACCACCGAUGUGCAACCAAAAACAGUUUUUAAAAUGUCAUGGCAACAAUUGUUUCCUCGUUCUUCAGCAGAUUCUCCAUAUCCUGAUUCAAAUCCUACAACUCAUAAAACAGGCCAAUUGUUAGCUCCGGGACCGGAAGAUCAACGAUCCCACCACAGUUUUCUGCCCAGUUACUCGACCACAAUUCAUAACCAAGUUCAAUUUGGUCCAGCUUCUCCAUUCAUGGUCUCCCCUACCACAACUACUCUAUUAACUAACAAUCCACUUUCUCAUCCCUUGCCCGAAACUACAUUCCCUCUACUUAAAGAACCACAACAGAGUUCAGUUUCAGAAGAUGUAGGGUUAUUUGAGGACCCAUGCCAUGUUCCAAACCCGAUCUCAUUGUUGGCGCCUGUUUCAGAGUCACUCGAUAAUUUUCCACUGGAUUUGAUGGCUGAAUUUGCUGAAAAGACAAAGACUGAACAAUAUCCACUUUUGGAGAGUGUUUAUACUUUUAAAGAAGUGAACAAGCCUCUACCAAUUGAAUCUCCCUCGCCAAAAAUACAUGUUUCUAAAGAAAUUCAUAUCAAAUCUGACCAACUUUUUUGUACUCCAAUGUCAGAUGUAUCAACUAAUAGGCAUGAGCAAAGCACAUGGCAAAUGUGGGGCACUCCAUGGGCUCAGGAAGGGCAGGUUCUGGUGGGUUGUCCCUCCAAUUUGUUUUCACCGUUUGUACAUAACAAUUCUCAACAGGAUGUCUUGAAUUCUUUGCCACACAAGCCUAUGAUGCCACCCAUAUCAAAGAAUCACAAUAUUCAGCGUUUUCAUCCUAGUAAUCACCAACAGAAUGGUGGGAUAUAUAAUCUUUGUCUUAGUUUGAAUGGAAAUGGCAUAUGGCUGCAGGACGUGCCCUUUCAGUCUCCGUUACGAUUUGAGGGGGAUGAUCAUUUACUUCCUCUUAAUAUUAUGGAUGAUAUUACUCAGAGUAAAGCUACCUAUAAUAGUCCAAACAAAUCUUUAGCUGUGAAAUCUUUUGGAACGCAUCAAGCUAGUAGUUGGCCCAAUAAAGACUUGGAUUCAUACGCUCCUCGCGAAGCUGUGAAGCUGAACACUGGCAGUGCAAUAGUCGGAAAUCUUUUAUCGAGAGGACCAGAUGAACCUUCUGUGUGGUCAUUCAAUCAAUAGCAUAGGAUAUAAAAAAGA